This is a messenger RNA of Zasmidium cellare ATCC 36951, 1110 nucleotides long. RefSeq lists its product as uncharacterized. NCBI's taxonomy places the organism in Eukaryota, Fungi, Ascomycota, Dothideomycetes, Mycosphaerellales, Mycosphaerellaceae. The record is from RefSeq and is a predicted model, not a curated record. Gene Ontology annotation, biological process: regulation of transcription by RNA polymerase II. Bases 1 to 1110 code for a protein of 369 amino acids. The transcript has 3 exons. Gene Ontology annotation, molecular function: DNA-binding transcription activator activity, RNA polymerase II-specific; zinc ion binding.
AUGGUCCGCAAAACGCAUACCAAGUCGCGAAAGGGGUGUCUGCAGUGCAAGAAGCGUCACGUGAAGUGCGACGAAACUCGCCCGCGAUGCAGGGCAUGCAGCAGACUCGAACUGGACUGCACCUGGGCGCCGGGUCCCAAUGCCCCCUCACCAUCUCCAAGCACACCCAGCACGCUGCAGACUGGCGGUAGCAAUAAUGGGGCCUCUUCUUCUGCUUCCGCACAGCUGGACAUCCCCGACUUGAGACUCUUGCAUUUCUGGACGACGAACACCGCCAAUACGGUGCAGGUUCCCGCUCAUGGCGAUAUCUGGCAGGUGAAGAUGGUGGAGAUGGGGUUCCGCCAUCCGUUCGUGCUGCAUGGGAUUCUGGCGGUUGCGGCGAUUCAUCGUGCGGGCAUCUAUCCCGCCGAGAGCGAGGAACUCACCAUGCAGAGCUCAUCGCACAUGGAUGUCGCCAUCAGCGGCCUCCGCUACCAGAUCGAACACCCAGAUCCCGCCGCCGCGACCGCCGUCUUCGCCUUGUCCGGGGUCCUGGUCAUCCACAGCCUCGGCAUGGCUCAGAUCCAUCCCCCAUCCGACCCCAUCGGCGACCUCUGCCACUGGUUCCGGCUCGUCAAGGGCACUCAGGCGUGCGUCGCAGGCAACUGGAUCCGUCUUCUUUCCUCUGAACUCGCCCCGAUUCUCACGAGCGUAGAUAGGAAGAAGGAUCCCGGCCGUGGCGUCGCCGAGGUUCUUCAAAUCCAAGACCUUAUCCGCCAGGAAGUCCCCGAAGAUGACGACCUGCACGAAGCAUACCUCCAAGCGGUUGAUGAGUUGCACACCGUCUUCGUCAACGUCCACCACUAUAUCCGCCAGCAAGAGAUUUCCGCCGUCAACCACACGCUAAGCUGGGUCGCUACCGUUCGCCCGGCGUUUCUUGACCUACUCUACAACCGCGACCAGCUGGCUCUCGUCAUCCUCGCGCACUUUGCGGUUCUCUUUCGUUUGCAGGAGAAUUCGUGGUGGAUGCGUGGGUGGGCGAGGUGGACGCUUGAUGCUGUGCAGGCGCAGCUCGAGCCUAGGUAUCAUGAGUGGACGGCUUGGGCUUGUCGGCAGUGUGAAGAAGGCUGA